AAAGAGAACGAAAGACCAGAGAACGAAGGACGUGGACGUGGGGGAAGGUCGGAGGAAGGUCACAAACAAGGCGACGUGCGCGUCGGAGACUUUAAGGUCAGUCAGGCAACGAAUCAAAAAAGGGGGGAAAAAAAAAUUAAAUCUCCCCUUCUUUCUCUCCCCCCUCAUAAAAUCAGACGCGUUUUCCAUUCCUCUGUCCCUGUCUCCCCUCCAAAAAGAAGAGAAGACCGAGGCCACUGGCUUUUUACUUUGCCUUUCCGAGAACAAGGAAAAAGUAAAAGGAAAAGGAAGGGAUUCUCCUCAUCUCCGUCCUCCCACCUGGGAGAUCGAAUCCGAUCUCCAUUUCUCUCAGUUCUUGCUUGCCUUUUGCGUAUCUCUCGUCUGUCCAUCUGGGCUCGAUCGAAUCCGUGAGAGAACUAAAAAGUACGAGGAAAUGGUAAAGGAGACGGAGUACUACGACGUGCUUGGAAUCAGCCCUACAGCCACAGAGGCCGAGAUCAAGAAGGCCUACUACAUCAAGGCAAGGCAGGUCCAUCCAGAUAAAAACCCAAAUGAUCCCCUUGCGGCACAAAAUUUUCAGGUAUUAGGGGAGGCUUACCAGGUGCUCAGUGACCCAGCACAGCGCUUGGCUUAUGACAAUUAUGGAAAAUCAGGCAUUUCGACAGAAACAAUUAUUGAUCCUGCUGCAAUCUUUGCUAUGCUAUUUGGGAGUGAGCUUUUUGAGGACUACAUUGGUCAACUUGCUAUGGCAUCCAUGGCUUCGCUUGAUAUUUUCACUGAAGGGGAACAGAUUGAUGCCAAAAAAUUGCAAGAGAUGAUGAAGGCUGUUCAAAAGGAAAGAGAGGAGAAACUUGCACAGAUACUGAAAGACCGACUUAACCUCUAUGUUCAAGGACACAAAGAUGAGUUUAUUAGUCAGGCUGAGGCUGAGGUGGCAAGACUUUCUAGUGCAGCUUAUGGGGUGGAUAUGUUAAAUACCAUUGGCUACAUAUAUGCAAGACAGGCAGCUAAAGAGCUUGGAAAAAAAGCUAUAUAUCUGGGUGUGCCAUUUAUUGCUGAAUGGUUCAGAAACAAGGGCCACUUUAUCAAGUCCCAAGUAACAGCUGCAACAGGUGCCAUUGCUUUAAUGCAGCUACAAGAGGACCUGAAGAAACAACUAAGUGCUGAGGGCAAUUAUACAGAGGAAGAACUUGAGGAGUAUAUGAAGAAUCACAAAAAGUUAUUGGUAGAUUCCUUAUGGAAGCUAAAUGUUGCUGAUAUUGAAGCUACCCUAUCCCGAGUCUGUCAGAUGGUGCUCCAAGACAACAAUGUCAAGAGAGAGGAACUCCGAGCUCGAGCCAAAGGGUUGAAAACUCUUGGAAAAAUAUUUCAGAGGGUCAAGCCUGUCAACGCCAGUGAGAGUGAAACAUCGCUUAAAAAUGGAGUACCGAACCAGUUGAGUGGAAAUGAUCGACCCAAUGAUUGUAGUUCUCCGGACACAUCACCAAGAUCUCCCAUUGACCAGCCAUCUUAUGCAACUCCACUUGUAAGUCCAUGAUCAUUUCAACAUACGCGAAAGAACUGCUCCCACUCAGGAUGCUCGAGCCCGUAUGUGGAGGUCCCGCAGUUUGCUGGUGCUCCAUACGCCCAGAACUUUCCAAUGCCUAGUGCACCACCUGGAAGGUAUAUUUGAUUGUCAGGCAGGAAGGAAGUAGACUAGACAUAUGAUCGUCCUGUUGUUUUAUCAUAUCUGGUGUCAAGAAAGCUCAUUUGUUGGGCCCUUUGUUUGUAUGAGUAGUCUGAUAGUCGGAUUGCCCGUGCUCGUAUAUUCCUGUCAUCAUCGUGCGUUAUUUUAUACACAUGGAGGCGGGCAUGGGUUUGUUCAGUGUGCACGCCCUUCUGCUGUGUUUUUGAUAGGGAUGGUUUAGGUUCUGCAUCCCAUGUUUUUGUUAUGCUAGGCCCGCAGCAACGAGACUAGCAUUGUACAUCAGAGGGUUCUUCUUUGUGUGGCUUUCCCUUUUUUUAUAAUGCUGUAGAAGGAAGAGGUCAUUGUAUAUAUAUAGCUGAAUCAUUCCUGAUGCAUAUUUUAACCUUUCUUGUUUUCUGCAAGAAAUGUUUCAUGAUUAUUUAAGUCAUGCUUGUUUUAUAAGCUUUACCGAACAAA
Messenger RNA from Elaeis guineensis (African oil palm), 2143 nucleotides. The record is from RefSeq and is a predicted model, not a curated record. NCBI's taxonomy places the organism in Eukaryota, Viridiplantae, Streptophyta, Magnoliopsida, Arecales, Arecaceae.